Messenger RNA from Brugia pahangi, 1227 nucleotides. The record is from the annotation of a GenBank genome assembly. NCBI's taxonomy places the organism in Eukaryota, Metazoa, Nematoda, Chromadorea, Rhabditida, Onchocercidae.
AUGGCUAGCCAUGCAUUAUCACAAGAGGAUAUGACUAGCUAUGUCUUAUCAAAAGAAGCUAUGACUAGCCAUGCAUUAUCACAAGAGGAUAUGACUAGCUAUGUCUUAUCACAAGAAGAUAUGGCUAGCCAUGCAUUAUCACAAGAGGAUAUGACUAGCUAUGUCUUAUCACAAGAAGAUAUGGCUAGCCAUGCAUUAUCACAAGAGGAUAUGACUAGCUAUGUCUUAUCAAAAGAAGCUAUGACUGGCUAUGUCUUAUCACAAGAGGAUAUGACUAGCUAUGUCUUAUCAAAAGAAGAUAUGGCUAGCCAUGCAUUAUCACAAGAGGAUACGACUAGCUAUGUCUUAUCAAAAGAAGCUAUGACUGGCUAUGUCUUAUCACAAGAGGACAUGAUUAGCUAUGUCUUAUCAAAAGAAGAUAUGGCUAGCCAUGCAUUAUCACAAGAGGAUAUGACUAGCUAUGUCUCAUCAAAAGAAGCUAUGACUGGCUAUGUCUUAUCAAAAGAAGCUAUGACUGGCUAUGUCUUAUCACAAGAGGACAUGAUUAGCUAUGUCUUAUCAAAAGAAGAUAUGGCUAGCCAUGCAUUAUCACAAGAGGAUAUGACUAGCUAUGUCUUAUCAAAAGAAGCUAUGACUAGCCAUGCAUUAUCACAAGAGGAUAUGACUAGCUAUGUCUUAUCACAAGAAGAUAUGGCUAGCCAUGCAUUAUCACAAGAGGAUAUGACUAGCUAUGUCUUAUCACAAGAAGAUAUGGCUAGCCAUGCAUUAUCACAAGAGGAUAUGACUAGCUAUGUCUUAUCAAAAGAAGCUAUGACUGGCUAUGUCUUAUCACAAGAGGAUAUGACUAGCUAUGUCUUAUCAAAAGAAGAUAUGGCUAGCCAUGCAUUAUCACAAGAGGAUAUGACUAGCUAUGUCUUAUCAAAAGAAGCUAUGACUGGCUAUGUCUUAUCACAAGAGGACAUGAUUAGCUAUGUCUUAUCAAAAGAAGAUAUGGCUAGCCAUGCAUUAUCACAAGAGGAUAUGACUAGCUAUGUCUCAUCAAAAGAAGCUAUGACUGGCUAUGUCUUAUCAAAAGAAGCUAUGACUGGCUAUGUCUUAUCACAAGAGGACAUGAUUAGCUAUGUCUUAUCAAAAGAAGAUAUGGCUAGCCAUGCAUUAUCACAAGAGGAUAUGAUUAGCUAUGUAUUAUCACAUCUCAGUGUGAUUGCAGUUUUUUUCUAUUUGUAA